Molecule: messenger RNA, 2015 nt
Organism: Drosophila rhopaloa
Lineage: Eukaryota; Metazoa; Arthropoda; Insecta; Diptera; Drosophilidae
Gene: noi
Product: splicing factor 3A subunit 3
Exons: 1
Coding region: 249-1760 (503 amino acids)
Biological process (GO): mRNA splicing, via spliceosome
Cellular component (GO): nucleus; spliceosomal complex
Molecular function (GO): zinc ion binding; RNA binding
Source: RefSeq, a predicted model, not a curated record
GACGUCGACUGUUUUUGUAAACGCUUCGCAACCAGAUUCAUUAUAUUGCAUUUUUAGGUGCUAGUGCGAAGAGGGUAUAAACAGCGUACUUACAAAUUCGAUAUCGAUGUUUUCCCAUCCUUGCUUCGUGGUGACUGUUUUUUAAUGUACACACGCUAGCUAAAAGAACAUUUUGUUUUCGUCGGUGUUUCGGUGAGAAAAAAGGCUUUUAUUUACAUUUUACUCUUGAAUCUUCGCACUCGAGAGCCAUGGAGACGCUCCUGGAGCAACAGCGGCGCUACCAUGAGGAGCGCGAACGCUUGGUCAAGCUUAUGGUGGAUGAGCAUGCGACCAAAAAGCCGGGUGAAAAGGAGCGGAUCCACUCGGAGCACAGGCUAAAGUACCUCAUGGAACUCCACCACAACGCGACGUCGCAGCUGCGCGACCUGUACGAGGACAAGGACAACGAGCGAAAGGCGGAGAUCGCCGCUCUCUCGGGACCCAACGAAUUCAACGAAUUCUAUGCCCGCCUCAAGCAAAUCAAGCAAUUUUACAAAUCCCAUCCGGCGGAGGUCAGUGUCCCGCUAUCCGUCGAGUUUGACGAGAUGAUCCGGGUGUACAACAACCCAGACGACAUGAGCGCUCUGGUGGAGUUCACGGACGAGGAAGGAGGCGGACGGUAUCUGGACCUCAACGAGUGCUACGAGCUCUAUCUAAACCUGCGGGCGGUGGAGAAGCUCGACUAUAUCACUUACCUGAUGUCCUUUGACCACGUCUUCGACAUACCGCGUGAGCGAAAAAACCGAGAGUACCGAAAGUACAUAGAGACCCUCAAUGAUUAUCUGCACCACUUUAUUCUGCGUAUCCAGCCCCUGCUCGAUUUGGACGGUGAGCUUCUAAAGGUGGAGCUCGACUUCCAGCGCCAGUGGCUUCUGGGUACAUUCCCCGGCUUCUCGCUUAAGGAGACGGAGUCGGCGCUGGCCAAUACAGGCGCCCACCUCGAUCUCUCUGCUUUCUCGAGCUGGGAAGAGUUGGCAUCACUGGGACUAGAUCGUCUAAAGUCCGCUUUGGUCGCUUUGGGUCUGAAGUGCGGCGGCACCUUGGAGGAGCGCGCCCAACGGCUGUUUUCCACCAAGGGGAAGAGCACUUUGGAUCCCGCCUUGAUGGCAAAGAAGCCCAGCGCCAAGUCCGCCAGUGCGCAGUCUCGUGAGCACGAGCGCCACAAGGAGAUCGCUCAACUGGAGGCGCUGCUUUACAAGUAUGCGGAGCUUCUCUCCGAGCAGCGAGCGGCCACCAAGGAGAAUGUACAGCGAAAACAGGCUCGAACCGGUGGCGAGCGAGACGACAGCGACGUGGAGGCCAGCGAGUCGGAUAACGAUGACGACCCCGAUGCGGACGACGUGCCGUACAAUCCCAAGAACCUGCCGCUCGGCUGGGACGGGAAACCCAUACCUUAUUGGUUGUAUAAGCUUCAUGGCCUGAACAUAAGCUACAACUGCGAGAUCUGCGGCAACUUCACCUACAAGGGCCCCAAGGCCUUCCAACGGCACUUCGCGGAAUGGCGCCACGCGCACGGCAUGCGCUGUCUUGGCAUUCCCAACACCGCCCACUUCGCCAAUGUCACCCAGAUCGAGGACGCGAUCACGCUGUGGGAGAAGCUGAAAUCGCAGAAGCAGAGCGAGCGCUGGAUAGCCGACCAGGAGGAGGAGUUCGAGGAUUCGUUGGGCAACGUCGUUAACCGGAAAACGUUUGAGGAUUUAAAGCGCCAGGGACUGCUCUAAGGAGUUGAUUUAUAUGUCGCUGAAAGACUGGUCAAUCGUAUGCGGUGAAUAGUAAUCUUGAUGAUUCGAAUUAGUUUUGUUUUAAAGAUUUGCAGCCCAGAAAGAACACCGAAAAUAUUCUAAGAUUACCAAACUAUUCCUCUUGAUAUUUAACGACCUUUAAAGUUUUUAUUAUUUAAAAAAGCUAAUGUCUUGUAAACUAUUCGACUUAACACAUAAUCAACUAUAAACUUCAAACUUUAAAUCAGCCAAGGA